This is a messenger RNA of Daldinia decipiens, 2482 nucleotides long. RefSeq lists its product as uncharacterized. Gene Ontology annotation, biological process: exocytosis. The record is from RefSeq and is a predicted model, not a curated record. Gene Ontology annotation, molecular function: guanyl-nucleotide exchange factor activity. The transcript has 2 exons. Gene Ontology annotation, cellular component: Golgi to plasma membrane transport vesicle; cell tip. Bases 353 to 2302 code for a protein of 649 amino acids. NCBI's taxonomy places the organism in Eukaryota, Fungi, Ascomycota, Sordariomycetes, Xylariales, Hypoxylaceae.
UUUACGCAUAUACCCGUACAUCUUACUCUUUGCCGAUAGUCAGCUGGUCUUAGGUUCUACGACAUAGGUCUCACCAUAACCUCAUUAAUAGCACGAUAUCGACUCCAUGAACUUUUUCUUUACCUUCGGAAUCCCAUUUUAAUCCUCGAAAUCAAUCUUAUCGUUUCGCCAUUAUCGCUGUAAUAUUUAUUCAUUCCACGAAUCACAUUAGAGGCCUGCCGUGUUUUCUGGACCUCGUGGUCCGCCAAUCGUCAAGCUGGAGUCCUUCAUCCACGUCGCCGCCUGGUCGCAGCACCGGAGCUCAAGCCCCGGCCCGCAGCGUACCUUUGGCCAUCUUAGAUCGCUCUCGAGCAUGUCUCCGUCUGCUAUUUCCCGGUCGAGAUCCCCGGCUAAAUCCCACUCUUCGUCAAACAUAGCUGCCGAGAUGAUGGUGCCGCCAACCAACGUCAAUUCUCUUAGUGUGCCCGAACCUAGGAGGAUGGCAUCGCAAAGCUCUCUCAUGGAGGAUCAAGAUCACAGCACUAUCCCCGACCCUAGAACGCGCGCCGCGUCUAUUGCGAGUAGCAAUCUUCACCCCGAUUUAGAUCAAGAAGUUGCUGCUUUAAGCACGAAGCUCAUCAACGCAAUUAAUCAUCAAACUAGUCUCGACGAUACGCUUUCGGCGACAAGACAAGAUUUAGAGGCUUCCCGAGAACGAAUUAAAGAACUAGAGGCGACAGUAGCACGGCAACAGGAAACGCUGUCCGGCGAUGUCUGGGUUAAACGCAAAAAUGUUGAAAUCGAAAAGAGCAAACUACUCGCGCGCAUUGUCGAAGAGAAGAGAUUACGAGCCGAAGUUGAGAAGGAGAAAAAGAAGAUCGAACAGGAGCUCGAGACAUUAACAGUUUCCUUAUUCGAGGAAGCGAACAGGAUGGUUAUUACAGCCAAAGAGGAUGCUAAGAAAGAACAGGAUGCCCUUCACCGGAAGAAUGAACAAUUAAGGGCGCAGCUAGCUGAUACUGAAAGCAUUUUAAGAUCGCAGCAAGAACAGUUAGCGGAGCUCAAACUUGUCAUGGGGCAGAUGACGAUCGAGCACGAGGAUCAUUGUGGCACUGCGCCUUCAUCUCCUGGAUUUAGCAAGUUCGAAUCGGGAGACGACGAUACUCAAAUAUCCGAAGGUGGCCCGCACUCUGUUACAGAGCAGCUUGUUCCUACAUACCCGACAAAUCUCUCACACCUUAUACACCCAGUGUUGAGGACCGAUCUGCAUGCCUAUGAUGAUUUCAUGUCACUGGUACAGACGUCGAAGAGAGCACCUGAUAGUCGCGCCUCGUCUGGAUCUUAUGGACUUAACCCUCUUCUCGGCCUUACUUCUAGGCACGCCUCGGCUCCAUCAAAUUCGUCAACGGCCUCCUUAUCUACCUUCGAAGCAUCAAGCUCUAACACUUCUCCGCAAACACCGAACACACCUGCUUCAAUCCUUAGUGCAGGAUCUACAGCCUCCUCUGCCCCAUUACCACCACUAAAAGACACAAAAUUUUAUAAAAGAGUUCUGGCUGAAGAUAUUGAGCCGACUUUGCGCCUCGACACGGCACCCGGCCUUUCCUGGCUUGCUCGUCGGUCUGUUCUUAACGCCAUGACUGAGGGGUCUCUUGUUGUAGAACCAGUUCCUACAACUUCCCCAUUCCAAUCUAUCAGCAAACCCCAAUUUUAUCCUUGCGCGCUUUGCGGCGAGGCCCGUAAGGACGAGCCACACCUGCGAAACCAUCGUUUCCGGACGAGCGAGUCGGAUUCUGCCCAGCGGUAUCCUCUUUGCAAAUACUGCCUUGAUCGUGUGAGGUCAACUUGUGACUUCCUCGGCUUCUUGCGUAUGGUGAAAGACGGACACUGGCGUACAGAGGAUGCAGAGUCUGAACGGGCUGCUUGGGAAGAGAGUGUCCGAUUGCGGGACCAAAUGUUCUGGAGCCGCAUAGGAGGCGGUGUCGUCCCAGUUAUCAGUCAUAUACAUUCUAGUAGCGUCGAAGAUACGUCUACUCGAAAUAGCCAGGACGUGAACGGGACUUCAACCGACGAAAACAAGGCAGAGGCCGUACAACAGCCUAUCACACCCAGCGAAUCCGAAUCGACUCCGAAGCUAGCCGAGCUUAAUCAAGAUGAUAAGUCGGAACAUGUCAUUGUCAUUUCCGAAGACCAGGGUUCUGGUAGUGCUGGAGACUUGAUUGAACACCUAGAACAUCUAGAACUCACGGACCUAGACGCGGGGAAAAGCCAACGACUUUCUCUUACAAUACCUGACGCUUCUAGCAAAGAGACGUCGGCAUGAUCCUUGACGCGACAGUUAUAUUAACUUAAUACCCCAUUUCCUUUUGUUACGCUCAAAAGUUCAUUCAUCAGCCAUGGCAUCAUUUUCGCGCGUACAUAUUUUUCUCAGCGCUGGCCCUUGGACCCUUGUGUAUAAUACUUACCUUAGUCAUUAGAGUCAGCUGAGGGUGGCGGCCCACGG